UAUUUGUUCGCAGAGGAAGCCGUUGCUUUCUGGGAUCUGGUUACAGCCUGAAAGACGUCUGCUCCAAUAAGGGUGUUUCAGAAAAUACCUGGGAGCUGGAAGAGUCAAAGACACCAGCAAGCUCUGGAUUUGGGGUUCUUUGUCCAUGGGCGCACCAUCUGCGCUCAGCUUGUGAGCUUCCUUCUAGGAGAAAGCAGCUAUGGCAUUGAAGAAUGUACCGUUUCGCUCAGAAGUCCUAGCCUGGGACUCUGACAGCCUUGCAGAUUACUUCAAGAAGCUGAACUACAAAGACUGUGAAAAGGCAGUGAAGAAGUACCACAUUGAUGGGCCACGGUUUCUGGCCCUGACAGAAAAUGACAUCCAAAAGUUCCCCAAGCUCCGCGUGCCGAUUCUCAGUAAGUUAAGUCAAGAAAUCAACAAGAAUGAAGAGAGGAGGAGCAUCUUCACACGCAAACCCCAAGUCCAGCGGUUUCCUGAAGAGACAGAAAGCCACGAAGAAGACAAUGGGGGCUGGUCAUCCUUUGAAGAAGAUGACUAUGAAAGUCCCAUUGAGGAUCAGGAUGGGGAGGAUGACGAUGACUAUGAGUCCCCCAAUGAGGAGGAAGAGGCUCCGGUGGAAGACGACGCCGAUUAUGAGCCACCACCCUCCAACGAUGAGGAAGCCCUGCAGAGUUCCAUCCUGCCUGCCAAGCCUUUCCCCAACUCCAUGUACAUCGACAGGCCCGCCUCCGGGAAGGGCCCCCAGCAGCCUCCUGUGCCCCCUCAGAGACCAAUGGCUGUUCUCCCUCCCCCACCAGCCAGCAGGAAUCCUGUGCAGCCACUACUCCCACCCCAGCCUAACCAGGAAGAUCCUAGUAGAAGCAGAAACCCUAAAACACCCCAAAAACUCCCUGCUCCUUCCAUUGACAGAAGCAAGAAACCUCCCCUAGAUCGGUCCUUAGCUCCAUUUGAGAGAGAGCCCUUCACACUAGGAAAGAAACCAGCAUUUUCUGACAAGCCCUCGGUUCCGGCAGGCAGGCCUCUCGGGGAGCAUUCACCCAAGAUACAAAGGCCUCCUUUACCACCAGCCACCGAAAGACAUGAAAGAAGCCCCCUGCCAGUGAAGAAGCCACCUGUGCCAAAGCAUGGAUGGGGACCAGACAGAAGAGAGAAUGAUGAAGACGAUGUACUUCAAAGACCUCUGCCCCAGCCAGCACUUCCCGCCAUGAGUUUCAAUACUUUUCCUGCAAGAUCCACCAAGCUGACCCCCAAGCAUUCCCUCCCAUCGCCUCACAUGCCUGGAACAUUCUCAGAAAGUAACAGUAAUUUCCCACAGAGUGCCUCGCUGCCACCAUACUUCUCUCAAGGCCCUAGCAACAGACCUCCUCCCAGAAUUACAGCUGAAGGCAGGAGCUUCCCCUUGCCAGUUUCCAGCAAACCACCACUGCCAUCCCCCGAGGAAAACGAGGUUUCAUUAAAUGAAGAAUGGUACGUUUCUUACAUUACCCGACCAGAGGCAGAAGCUGCUCUUAGGAGGAUAAACCAGGAUGGCACUUUUCUGGUUAGAGACAGCUCUAAAAAAACAGUAGCCAAUCCAUAUGUCCUCAUGGUGUUGUACAAAGAGAAGGUUUAUAACAUCCAGAUCCGUUACCAGCAGGAAAGUCAAGUUUACUUGUUGGGAACUGGACUCCGAGGGAAAGAGGACUUUUUUUCUGUAGCAGAUAUUAUCGACUACUUCAGAAAAAUGCCACUUCUGCUCAUUGAUGGGAAGAACCGAGGUUCCAGAUACCAGUGCACGUUAACAUAUGCUGCAGGGUACCCGUAGCAAGUUAGCCAAGGAAAUGAACCUUCCUCUUGCCUCUGUUGCCGACACAGGAAGAUCUGUCAACCUUAGGGAAUGGACAAAGCUUGGGACUGAAUAGAGCCCCUCAACAUGGAACGCGAGCGUUCUGUUUUUUCACUUUUUAAAAAAUGUUUGAAAGGAAGACUGUCAAAUACCCCCUAAUUUAUUUAUUAUUCUUCAGUGUUUGUAAAGUGCCUGAGUAAUAACGUUCAUGCAUAAAGUCUAGUAGUGCACUGUAAUAAUUCAUUUAAACAAAACAGAUGUGUAUUUUUGAAUACCCAUUUCAACGUACAGUAGUUUACACAGCUACAGAAAACAUCUGGAGCAAUUUUAAAAACAUUGAACUGUAAGAGUUUUGGGUAUCACCUGAAACUUUCUUUUUUUAAGUAGACUUUUGUCAGACAGAGGCAAUCAUCAGUUUUAUACAUAUAAUUUGAAAACUACUAAAAUUCACUUUCUCAGCAGGAAUAAUUUAAGAGGCUUAAAUAUACUAUUUUAUUCUUACUUAUUUGGUGGUAUUUGCUGGGGGGAUUUUUGUGUACUUUUUUAUGAAAAGAUAAAAGCAUGUUGGGAUAACUUCCUGGGAUUAAAAUUAAUUUGUCUUUUUGCUCUACUUUUGGGCUCCUAAAACAACUUUAUUGACUUAACUACUUAGUACAUCUAUUAUUUGUAAUUGUUGUUUUGAAGCAAAUUUAAGCUACAAAUACCAACAGAAAAACAUUUUAAAUUAGAGAUGAGGCACAAACUUUGGUGUCUAAUACACCUAGGUGUAAGUUGGCACUUCAUCACAUUCCCAUGCCCACAUCCUGUCCCCCCCCAACUCCAAAAGCAUUGCCAAGUGAUGUAGACUUCACCCAAGGCGUCCUGAGCACAUAAACAAGCAAUGCACAUACACAGAAAAAUUUAAUCAUGCUUUUCUAGUAGAUACUUUCUCUCUCCGUCUCUUUUUAUCCCUCUGACAACUGUCAUAAAGCCCCUUCUCUUCGUCCCUUCCAAAAAGGUUCUCUAAGUCCUCCAAAGCAAUCUACUUCUCUCCUUCAGUUUACCUAUCUCGCUUAACAAAAAAGUAGUAGGCAUUUAGCAAAACGAAAACCUGAUAUUCAGCAAAACAGUGACGAUUGCUUUUUAAGUUUUUCUCUUUGGGACCUAUUAUUCCACAUCUGUUAUCAAUCAUGAAAAUUUUUGGUUUCUCUGCUUAAUCUGUAAGUUUUCUGAGUAGCAAAAAAUAUCUCGCAUCUUCAUGUUCAUGAGCUAAUAGAAUAUUGGAAGGGGUCUUAGAAGUCAUCUGGUUCAAACUGAUGAAUUUCUAAGGUGACGAGUCAGUGGAGACUUUUAACCAUUGUUGAUGAAAAUGGCGUUUCACAAAAACUCAUGCUACAAAAUGGAUGUUCUCAAUUGAGGGUCCAGAACUUAGGCAGUUCUAAAGCUGAAAAACCCUGUAUUCAUUUACAUGUUUAUUCAACAGAAUAUUCAAUGAGCAUUUGGUUAAUGUCCAUUCUGUGUUAAACACUGAGCUAGGUGCUGCUGGGUAGUGGCAAUAGCAGGCAACUCAAGUUCUGCUUUGGAGUGAGCUGAAUUUGUCCCUUGUUUCACCGUAUCCUUUAUGUUCAAAAAUAUCUAAAAUCAAAGACAUAGCAAAAUUCAAAGCAUCUAUAUUCUACUGAAUCACGUUUAUAAGGUAAACAAAGCUUAUUUUCAGUCUCUUCUGUGAAAGAGAACAGAAAUUAGGAAGUUUUAGGAUGAAGGUAUUCUAUUCCACUGCUAUGACUGAAAUCAGUGGUGUGCAGCUCAUGUUUUUAUAUGAUUAACAUUUUUUUUAAUUGUGCUUUAGAUGGUUUACAAAGCAAAUGAGUUUCUUAUUAAAUACAUAGUUUUGUGACAUUAGUUGCCAACCUCACAACAUGUCAACACUCUCCCCUUCUAAUCCUUCGGUUCCCCCUUACCAGCUUUCCUGUCCCCUCCUGCCUUCUCGUCCUUGCCCCUGGGCUGGUGUGCCCAUUUAGUCUCAUUUUGUUUUAUGGGCUUGUAGAGUCUUUGGCUGAAGGGUGGACCUCAGGAGUGACUUCAGUACUGAGUUAAAAGGGUGUUCAGGGGCCAAACUCUUGAGGUUUCUCCAGUCUCUGUCAGACCAGUAAGUCUGGUCUUUUUUUGUGAGUUAGAGUUUUGUUCUAACUCCAGCUCUGUCUGGAACCCUCUAUUGUGAUUCCUGUCAGAGCAGUCGGUAGUGGUAGCCGGGCACCAUGUAGUUAUGUUGGACUCAGUCUGAUGGAGGCUGUGCUGGUUGUGGUCCGUUAGUCCUCUGUACUAAUCUUUCCCUUGUGUCUUUGAUUGUCUUCAUUCUCCCUUGCUCCAAACAGGGGGGAGGGGGUUGGGAGGGGCAGUGGAGAAUCUUAGAUGGCCACUAUGAUUUAAACCCCUGUGCCGUCGAGUUGAUUCCGACUCACAGUGACCCUGUAGGACAGAGUAGAACUGCCCCACAGAGUUUUCAAGGAGCGCCUUGUGGAUUUGAACUGCCGACCCUCUGGUUAGCAGCCGUAGCACUUAACCACUAUGCCACCAGGGUUUCCACGCCACUAUGAUUAGCACUCUUUAUCUUCUUCCUCAGGAACCAGCGACUCCAUUUUUUUGGCAGGGCCCUGCCUCCUUUGGCUACACACCUGGCAUAUGACCCCAGCCUUGCCAAUCACAACUGCUUAGCACUCAACUUAGAGAACGGCAUCUUACCAAAACUUGGAGUUGUCUGCUGCCAUGCCUCUACCCACUUCUUCCCACCAUGGGGGAAACUAGUCUAUAAUAGCAGAGAAUGAGGCUGACACACAGAAACUGAAAGACAUUUGAUAAUUAGUGGAGACCUUGAAAUUUACUCCAACCACAGACUUCCAAGUCACAGGACCCAAUAAAUGCUUCAGCUAGCUUGAGUUGAUUUUACGGCAACCAGGAGAGUUCUGAUUAAUAUAAACUCAUACACUCCACUAAUAAUUUAUUCAGUCUCUUUUAAUCUGAGCCAAAUUCAAGUAUAAGUGAAAGGAUAAGCAGUGUCCAUGGCCAAUUUCCUGUGUCAUACUCUUGCCCAUUAGUGAAAUAAACAAUUCCUUGAAACAUUAAAACAACAAUGAAAUAGCCUUCAAGACUAUGAAAUGAUUCUUUACAACUCUGCUUAUAUUUAUUUUGUUUUAUAUUAUAUUAAAUAUACGAAUAAACUGAAUUCUCCCAGAUUUAAAAAAAAUUCUACAACAAAUACUGUUAGCAAUUCACAGCAAACAAGAAAUCAGGCAGAAAAACUAUUAAAAGCAAGGGAUACGUCUGACAAUUCAGACCCUUCAAAGGGGAGGCUGUUUUUUUCUGUUUCAUUUAAGUCCUCUGUCUUCACAGGAUUAUUGAAAUGUAGAAUAAGAUCACAUAGCAGUAACUGGGAGAGCUCUGUAUAAAGCAAAACAAUGGAAGAUAUUAAUAUCAUUGCAGCACAUAUGUGAGAGAGAGAAAUUCUGUUGCCUUAAACAGCUAUUCCCAAAUUCCAAAUUCAGUUUUUUUCAAGUUACGUUGAUCCAACCACAACUUAUGUCCCAUUUUGACUUAAAAUCAGAUUUAUGUACUACAAAAUAAGAAUGACGAAUUUUAUUAGAAGGGCCAUCAGCCAAACUGGUCAGCUAUCUUACUAAACUGCAGACUGAUUUAUAUAAAUCUUAUUUCUACAUUAUUUAAGUUAUACAUAUAAAAGUGUAAAGGCUCUGAUAGGUCUAUAAGGCUAGUUUCAAAAACAGCAGUUCCUACCCUCUAAGAGGCAAUCACUUUCAACUGUUUUAGCUUACUUCGGUCUUACUGCUUCUGUUACUGAUUUUUUUUUUUUUGGUGGGGGGGGUAUUUACCUCCAUAUCUUUACAUGAUGUGCUUCUGACAUGCUUAUUUUGUUUUUUUCAAUUUUAGGUAUUAUCUGCUUCUGACUACAGAUUAAGACUUAGUUCUCUUUACUCACUGCCCUGUCCACACAAUAUAUUUAUAGUACAAUUUUUUUCUAGCUCAAUGUUUAAAGUAUUUUAUUACAUAAAUAUUUUUCAUAGCUGAAUUCUGUGGGAAGAUAUUUACUUGCCUGCAAACACCAACCCCUCACCCCAAGUUAAUAAUUGUUUUGUUUUUUCAUUGCUUAAUUAUCACAAAUAUAGCCCAAAUUUCUCCUGACUGGGUAAAUCUCCUCUUGAUGCCUUCAAAUACUUUAGAUAUUCUAUGUUGGAAAAUUCUCCCCCCUCCUGAAGCCUUCUGAAAGGGUUGUUCUCUAGGACUGCUGUACAGCUCACAUCUUGUUAACUCCUUUUACCACGAUCCUGGAGACUCCUUUCACCUCUUUUGUGUUGAAUGCCCUAUUUGCAGAAUCUCUUCUCUUUUUCAUCUGCUCUAUUGUUUGAUGGAAAACAGUCUCAACUUCCCAAGGGAAAAAUUAUAUGGGCUGAAAAUUUCUCUCUUAACACUCAUUUCAGAUUAAGUGACUGAGUAUAGAUAUCUAGGUUGGAAAUCAUGUUUCCUCAGAUUUCUAAAGGCAUUGCUGCAUUGUCUUCUAGCUUCCACUCCUGUUAAGAAUUUUCAUAUGAUUCUGGUUACCAAUCCCCCCCCCCUUUUUUUUUUUAACUCUUUGGAAGCUUCAAGGAUUUUUUGUUCUAGUUUUUUCUAGGUUUCACAAUAUUGUGUUUUCAUCCAUUGUAUUGGACUCUUUCAUUGUAGAAACUCAUGUCCUUUAGUUCUGGGCAAUUUUCUUACAUUUUAUCUUUGAUGAAUUCUUCCCCUCCUUUGUCCUAUGUUCUCUAUUUCUAACCUGCUAUUUAUUGGAUGUUGUGCCUCCUUGACUGAUCUUAUUUUUUUCCCUAAUAAUUCCUAUCUUUUUCUGAUCUACAAUCUAGAGUUUCUUCAUUUUCUACCAAAACCCUUUUAUAGAAUUUCUCCUGUCGUAUUUUUAAUUUCUAAGAGCUCCUUUUAUUCUUUAAAUUUUUUUUUUUUUUAGAGUAUCCUGUUCCCUUUUCAUGAACUCACCAUCUUCUCUUACCUCUCUGUGCAUAUUAAUAGUAGUUUUCAUCUCCCUUCAUAAUCACUGUUUCUUCCUCAUUGAAUCUACUUGUUUCUGCUUUCACAUUACAUGCUUUUCUCAAACAUCUGUUGUACCAUAGCUGUCUGUUUAUAUUUAACACCAGGGCACUAAGAAGACAGUCUGAAGCACUAUGCCCAUGGUAGUCGAUACUGUGGGGUUUUCUGGUUGGGUUAUUUUGUUGGCGAACCUCUGCUAUCAGUACCUAUAGGUCUUUUCUCUUAAGCUAGUCAAAUUCCUGAAAAUAGAAUCUGCUUAGAAGGUAUAAAUCUGGCUGAAAUUAAAAGCUGGGAGUCUUAUAAUCAGGUGUAUAAACUUUGUCUUAAUAUUCCUGUUUUCACUGUGGUAAUCCCACCCUUAAUUUGUGGCUAGUGGCUCCAGGCCAGACAUUCCUUGUUCUACCCUCUCAGUGAAUAAAGCUUUUGAGUUUUCUGUCACAGAGAAGCCCAGUUACGCGUGGGGAGGGAGGGAGCCUCAGGGGUCCACAGCUUCCUGCACAGACACUUAACUAGUCCUCCUCUUCUCAGCCCCACCUUCACUCACAAAUGUAGAAGACUCCUGAGUCACUACUUCUUGAGUCUAUGGGGGCUGUUUCUUGGCUUUAUCCAGUCAACUUAGGGUUCAGAUUUUGGAGGUCUAUUUAAAUGUUAUUACUUGUUUAUUUGCUACCCAUUUACUCCCCCCCCUUUUUUUUUCUUUUUGUUAUCUCUUCUUCAUAUUUAUCUUGUAGGUUUCUGUCUUUUUGAAAUAAUUUUAUAUUUAAAUCUCAGAUCUGCCACUUGCUAGUUGUGUGAUUUUAGGAAAGUUAGUUAACCUCUUCAUGCCCAUUUCCACAUCUGGAAGUGCUGAAGACAACAGUUUCUACCUCAUAGGGUUGUUAUGAAAAUUAAGUGAGUUAAUUUCUGUAGAACAGUUGGAAAAGUGUCUGGAUUACAGUGUUAACAAGUGUUAACAAGUGUUAGCCAUUGCCAUUAUUAUUUUGGACAGGAAGUGGGGGUAAACUGGGUCUUCACUCAAUCCACCAUGUUUACCAGUAGUCUACCCUCCUAGUCUGACUCUACAGUCCCUUGUAUCCUAACUGCUUGGCCUACCCACAAAAUUCUUCAGGAACACAGCUAUCAUUUCUAUUUUAUUUCAUAGAAGAAUAAUCCCCAACUGGAAUAGUUAGAACAGGUUUAAGAGAAACCUGAAGCUUCCCAACUCUUUUAAAUGAGUUCAGACAUCCAGAACCAUUUAUUCAUUUAAUAAAUAUUUUCCAAAGAAAAUAUUUUCCAAGAACCUAUUAUAUCAAGGCACUGGGUUAAGAGCUGUAACACCACUGAGGAGCUUACAUUUGAAUGGGGAGAGAAAAAACAAGUAAACAUGCAAUUACAGUAAUACAGUGUGACAGUUGAUAUGGAAGGGUAGAAGGGGUACCACACUUGCUCAAAAAAUUUCUCUAGUGUAAGUGACCUUGACUAAUAAGUAGCAGUUCCCUGGUGUGGUGGGGUUGGGAACGCAGCAGUAGGCAUUGCAGAGGGAGAUUAUGUGUGAAGGCACAGACACAAAAGAGAACAGGUGUGACUAUGCAAAUAGUUUAGUAUGACUGAAGCACAGAUAUGCAAGGAGAAAAGAAUAAGAGACUGGAAAGGUAGACUGAGGUCUGAUCACAAAAGGUUUUAUAGUCCAUUCUAGGAGGUUUAGACUUUCUCCAGAUGACAAAGGUGAGCCAGUGGGGGUUCUCAGCAGGAAGAUACAAUUGAGAUUUGCAUUUCAGAAAGAUAAUUCUAGCUGUAAUGCUGAGAAUAGUUUUGAAAGAUGGAUUAAACAAAGCUAACCGGACUUCUUUACACCAGACCCCUCAGAACCUUUGUUUGCAUGCAUUGUGGUUAUGAGAAGUAAUACAGUAUAUGGCAUAAAACACAACCCUAACUUAUUUGACCAUAAGAACAUGAACUCCAGUCUUUUUGUUUGUUUUGUAUU
Messenger RNA from Loxodonta africana (African savanna elephant), 8855 nucleotides. It is a transcript of the gene LCP2, whose product is annotated as lymphocyte cytosolic protein 2. The transcript is spliced from 21 exons. Gene Ontology annotation, molecular function: protein binding. Bases 200 to 1804 code for a protein of 534 amino acids. The record is from RefSeq and is a predicted model, not a curated record. Gene Ontology annotation, biological process: intracellular signal transduction; cell surface receptor protein tyrosine kinase signaling pathway. NCBI's taxonomy places the organism in Eukaryota, Metazoa, Chordata, Mammalia, Proboscidea, Elephantidae.